UUUCGGGUGCUCUAUUUGGACAGCAUAGGACAGUCGAGCAGAGCUUGGAUGAGCCGCUUCGCUGAAAUCCCGAGAUGGAGUUGCUGCUGAUCUGCCUUUCCUUGUGGAUAUUGCAAUGCAAUUUGACCAAAGCGGACUCCAUCAUACACAUCGGUGCCAUUUUCGAGGAGAACUCUGCGAGAGAUGACGAGAUUUUCCAACUUGCCAUCUCAGAUCUGAGUCUGAACGAUGACCUUCUGCAGAGUGAGAAAAUCACCCACUCAGUGAAACUCAUCGAGGCUAACAACCCUUUCCAGGCUGUGCAGGAAGGGAAACGGCUGUGAAGUGGUUGCCAGGGAG
Molecule: messenger RNA, 339 nt
Organism: Pseudoliparis swirei
Lineage: Eukaryota; Metazoa; Chordata; Actinopteri; Perciformes; Liparidae
Product: glutamate receptor ionotropic, delta-1-like
Exons: 3
Coding region: 75-323 (82 amino acids)
Source: RefSeq, a predicted model, not a curated record